CCUUUCGAUACACCGGCAGUAAGCCAGUGUGUACGAAAUACAUGGCGCGUGACGCUAAAACCAAAGGAAAGCCCAGAUCCACUGAAAGGCUAUGUCGAUGGUUUCAAGGUCGCCAUCCACACCCCAUCUGAUACGGCUCUCCCAGAACGAAUGGCCAUUCAUCAGGCUUCGCUCAGCCCUUGCUGA
This is a messenger RNA of Penicillium angulare, 186 nucleotides long. RefSeq lists its product as uncharacterized. The transcript has a single exon. The annotation marks the transcript as partial. The record is from RefSeq and is a predicted model, not a curated record. NCBI's taxonomy places the organism in Eukaryota, Fungi, Ascomycota, Eurotiomycetes, Eurotiales, Aspergillaceae.